AUGGGACAUGUGCAUAGGGAUGAAAUUUUCAUAGCAAGUACGCUACCCUACUAUCAGCAUCAAUGGGAAGGUGCUCUCAAAAUUUACAGUACAGAUCCAUUCUCAAUACUACUCGCGCUAUCGAUGACAUCUUCGAAGAUGGCGAUUCGCAUGGCACCCAACAAAAGAUCUGCCGAAAAUCACAACCUUCCCCAACAAUAUGGACAUCAAGCUCUAUCUCGCCAAGGUCCCAUCAUAUUGCAUCUGCAAUGUAUUCCUUCGGAUGCAAGAACUCACAACAUCACAUGCAAAUCAAUGUUUUUCACCAGCCGUUAUUACUUCCACAUCACGGGUUACUUCUUCGGGCCGUUAAAACCAAGGUCGAAGAUGCAGUGUGGAAAUAAAGGGAGAAGUAUAUGCCGUGCAUGCGUCCAUAGACAUUUACCGAGCAGCGUCUGGAACCUGAUUCUAUGUGCAAAUCUACAGUCUGCAUGCAUAUGUGCAUAUUUUGAUAAACCUCAAACUCCAACUGCUUAUUUUGUUCCCGUCUUUAUCAAUUACAUUCGUAACAGUUCGUCAUUGCUCCUCGAAACAUUCUCCGUGGUUCCCGUCCGAGGCUGUGAAAAGGCAGGUGUCCGAUUGGAAUGCUUCCAUGAAGUAUUGUAUCAGCCCAAUUUUUACCAGGGUGUCAGACGACGCCAACUCUCGGAUUUCUUGUUGAUGAAUUCAGCCCAUGUGGCAUCACCUGCCCAAGUUCGACGCAGUUUCUUCGAAGAUCCUUCAGCACAACACAGUACACAAAACUGCAACACGGUACCAAAAAUGUCGAGAUUAUUCAAUUCCGUAAUUCUUAUUUCUCUCCUCCUCUCCGUCGUUCAUGCGGCUGCAGUAGUUACUAGUGCAGGAGGCUUUAUGAGCAAAUGCGAUGCGUCUACCUUCAAAUUCUACGACGAUAUCGAAUUAGGUCCUGCUCCCCAAUUUACCUUUACCAUAACACCUAUUCUCUCCGGACUCUGUCCUGAUUCUUCUGGCCACAUGUCGAAUUCUACUUUGAAUUUGAAUACAUGUCUCGGAAACAAUGACGCUCAUCUUGUCCUUGUUCUAACAUAUCAACUACGUAGUGGCAUGUUCCAAAACUCCUGCGGCUGUUCACUCCAAAUGCCAAAUCUCUGCUGUGGUUGCGGUAAAGCAAACGGCGGCACCGUUCCAAGCGGUGUCUGCGUUGAUCUCAAUGAGGGAAUUGCAACUUCUGGCGGAAAAUUGAAUUGCGAUAGUCUUCCCGGCAAUUAAGGGUUCAAGGUUUACAGAUCAAAUCACCUAGUUGAGAAAAGGUUCUUGGAGGGAUAGCAUGGUACUACGUAUGGGCAUGGGGUUAUGGCAUUGGAGGAUUUGGGUUUCCCGGUCUGUGGGUUUCGGC
Messenger RNA from Botrytis fragariae, 1396 nucleotides. RefSeq lists its product as uncharacterized. NCBI's taxonomy places the organism in Eukaryota, Fungi, Ascomycota, Leotiomycetes, Helotiales, Sclerotiniaceae. The transcript is spliced from 5 exons. The record is from RefSeq and is a predicted model, not a curated record. The coding region runs from base 1 to 1269 and encodes 422 amino acids.